GCUGUCUACCCGAGCUCCUCUUCACCCUUCCCCGAGCUCAGUAGCUCAGUCCUUACCCAGCCCGCCGUUCCAUACGCACCAUGGCCCUAGCUUUCCCCCCAACACCUCCCUUGUCUCCGCAGCACAAUCCCAUCCAGCGGGAAGACACGCCCUGCGAAGAUCCCCUCAAGGAUACCAUGUCCCUCCUUGACUCCCUCAUCGCAUACUAUCAACAGGAGAGGAUGUGGGUUUAUCGCACCCGGGCAUCGCUGGAGAACGCGUUCCCUGAAAAACCCACCAGCGACUCGGGGCUGGCCAUGGCCGAGCCUUGUUCUCCUCCACCCGAUCGAGUUGUCGGACUCGCAAAGGUCGAGGACGAUCAUGAUCAAGAAAAGGUGCCAGAGCGACGGCUCUCUGCCCGUUCAGCCACAUCAAGCCCUUCCCGGUGGUCAAAGAGGAAGAAGGGCUUCAAAAUGCGCCUGGAGCUGACCCCGCAACCCAAGCGCAGUCUUUCUGUGUCCAGUGCGUCUUCGAACGGGUCAUCUGGAGAGUUAGGGGACCUUCCACCGAGGGAGCGGCUCCUGGCUAUGUUCGAAAAGAUGAUGGAGACACGCAUGGAAAGUUGCGAACGCGUCAACAAACUCAUUCGAAACGCCAAUCGUGCCCACCUGCAUCUGCGAUAGCGGGCCUUACCUAUAUCAUAGUGAUGAUACCCUUGUUAU
Coprinopsis cinerea okayama7#130 is the source of this 701-nucleotide messenger RNA. RefSeq lists its product as hypothetical. The record is from RefSeq and is a predicted model, not a curated record. Bases 81 to 662 code for a protein of 193 amino acids. The transcript has 2 exons. NCBI's taxonomy places the organism in Eukaryota, Fungi, Basidiomycota, Agaricomycetes, Agaricales, Psathyrellaceae.